Messenger RNA from Eutrema salsugineum, 1009 nucleotides. RefSeq lists its product as uncharacterized. The record is from RefSeq and is a predicted model, not a curated record. NCBI's taxonomy places the organism in Eukaryota, Viridiplantae, Streptophyta, Magnoliopsida, Brassicales, Brassicaceae. The transcript is spliced from 4 exons. The coding region runs from base 282 to 764 and encodes 160 amino acids.
CCACAUAUUAUAAAGGCCCAUAUUUUGAGCCCACUACGGGAACGACACGGAAGCAGUGGAUAUCCUUCAAGUCAAGCGAGAGAUCGGUGACGGUGUUAUCUUGCCGCCGGAGCCGGAGUUAACCGGAGUUUGUCAGUGUAAUCCAAAGUUUUGUUCUUCGUUGCGGUUUUGUCGUUCGCUCAACUUGUGCGUUUGCAGAGCCAGGACUUUGAAGUUAUACCGUUUUCGCAAUCCGGUCUUCGCUGUCUCCGAUUUCUACUAGAGAGUGGCUCGCAGGAAAGAUGAACAAGCUGCUGGAAUAUGGGAGAAAAGCUAUGUUCUAUGUGAGAGUACUCUCUGGGUAUGAAGAAAGGAGAAUUCGGAAUUAUAGGUUGCAACUCGAAAAGCGUAUCCAGCAGGCUCAACAAAGGAAAGCAGAGAUAAACAGACUCCCAGAGAAGAUUAUAUUAUCUGAAGUCCGCCGUAUGGUUGACGAGAUGCGGAAUUUGAAUAAGCAGAUUGAGAAUACGGAGUCUCAGAUUGAAGACUACUUCAAACCGAUAGACAAGCAAGCUGGUACCAUAAUGGAGGUUCAGCUCGAAUCAGAAAAGAAAACGAUGGGGACAAUGAUGACUGCAACACAAGAGGAAACUAUAAGAAAGAUUGAAGAAGCUGAGAGACUCGCUCGGGCACGUGGAGAUGCAAAUGCUACUGUAGAGGCAAACACGGGAGCGAAGAUCCAGGAUUCGGAAUCCUCAGCCACUGAAAAACCUCAAGCAAGGUAAAAGACAGAUGUUGUAGUAUUAUUCAUCAUGUGGACACAGAAUAGAUUCAUAGUCCUCUGUCUGAACAAGUCCAAGGCUUCAGAUUCUCUUAGUUGAUCAAGCUGAAAUAGUAGCCUUACAUUUUGUUGGGUUUUAAUAAUUUGGAAUUUGGUUCUCUGAAUAGAAAACAAAGACCGAGAUUGUAGUCUGUCCAAGGUAUUUUUUUCCAAAAAGUGCGACGUACUUUUCUUGGAAGGCAAAAUUUA